AUGGUCCUUGUUACAGACGUUAUUCAACUGAAGUAUCUUGAUGAAUUGUAUUCUCUCUUCUUUUCUACUCAAGUUGCUUUCCCUGUUGAUGAUGAUGAUAAGAUCGUUGGAGGAUACACCUGCCAGAAGAAUUCUGUCCCCUACCAGGUGUCUCUGAACUCUGGCUACCACUUCUGUGGAGGCUCCCUCAUCAAUAACCAAUGGGUGGUGUCUGCAGCUCAUUGCUACAAGAGCCGCAUCCAAGUGAGACUGGGAGAACACAACAUCAAUGUUGCGGAAGGCACUGAGCAGUACGUCACUGCCUCCAAGAUCAUCAAGCACCCCAGCUUUAGUUCAUCAACCCUGAACAAUGACAUCAUGCUGAUCAAGCUUGCUUCCCCUGUGACCCUCAAUUCCCAAGUGGCCACUGUAGCUCUGCCCACCUCCUGCGCAGGUGCUGGCACUCAGUGCCUCAUCUCUGGCUGGGGCAACACCUUGAGCUCUGGUGUGAACAACCCAGACCUGCUCCAGUGCCUGAAUGCCCCAAUACUGUCUCAGUCUGCCUGUCAAUCUGCCUACCCUGGGAAGAUAACCAGUAACAUGAUUUGUGUUGGCUACCUGGAGGGAGGCAAAGAUUCCUGCCAGGGUGACUCUGGUGGCCCUGUGGUCUGCAAUGGACAGCUCCAGGGCAUUGUCUCCUGGGGCUAUGGCUGUGCCCAGAAGAAUCUCCCUGGUGUGUACACCAAGGUCUGCAACUAUGUUACCUGGAUUAAGAACACCAUUGCUGCCAACUAAGAAUCCUUCA
Messenger RNA from Microtus ochrogaster (prairie vole), 784 nucleotides. RefSeq names its product trypsin-like. Lineage: Eukaryota; Metazoa; Chordata; Mammalia; Rodentia; Cricetidae. Gene Ontology annotation, biological process: proteolysis. The transcript has 5 exons. Gene Ontology annotation, molecular function: serine-type endopeptidase activity. The record is from RefSeq and is a predicted model, not a curated record. Bases 1 to 774 code for a protein of 257 amino acids.